UGUAUGUACUCUUACAUUCAUCUUGGUUGUUGCCUCAACCGAAGGGAAGCUUAGGUGGCGUAGACUGUUGUGAGGAGGUCCUGCGGACUGGCGGUAUGGCGUGGUGAUCCUUGGCUGGAUCUGGGCUAUAGGGCGUGUGCCUUCCUAGCAUGCCCAAUUAGUAGCUGGUUGCCCUUCUUUGUUAUCACGUUUCCCCCUCUUUUCUCUCUACGCCCUCGCUGUUGUACGUUAUCGACAUGAGUGCAGUGCUCCGUCUUACAACAAAAAAUAUAUAGGACAGCCUUCUGCUUCUCCCCGUGAGUUCACAAAUUCAGUGCGAAGAACACUAUUGUUAUGUUUGAAAUCUUAACACUAUGGUACAGACGUACAUGACGUUCUUCAUCGUUUUGGGUAUACUAUUUAAUACGUAAAGUUAUUUUUGGAGUGAGUCUAGUGAAUUGUUUCUGUGUAGCCGAAGAACAGAAAAUAAAUCCAACUAAUGAAUUGAUUUAAAAGGUGUGCGAAGCAUUAUUUUUUAUGAUAAAAUCGGUGUUGUAGCAUUUCAAAUAUAAUGAACCGUUUCAGUUACUCCAAGAUAACAAUGAGCUGAUCGAUGUUUGCUGCUUCAUGCAACCCUGAUGAAUGGGGAUGAAAUUCUACCCUCUGUGGUUAGUAGUUCCCGGAUAACAUAGCAGUGAAAAGGUAUAUUAGGAUACAGUAUGCAAUACACUGUGAAGAGAUUAGGAACUAAAAGUGAAUAAUAUUUUCUUAAAACUUUUGUGUACCAACGAGCCUAUAAGCAGUGUCUUACGAUGCGUGAUAAUCUAGUCAAAACUAGUAGGGUGUUCGGAAUUGUAUUUGCGUUCCUGGUUGCUGUGAAAUUCGUGAGAAAAUAGCAGUUAACAUUCUUACGCAGCUGCUUCGAAUGAACAGAGCCUGAAAUAUUUCCCACAUUGCGUAGUUGCUGGCUACGGUUGUUAGUCCAGCUCUACCUCAGUUCUCCCUAGCUCUAUGAUAAGCUUGUCGGUCAGUGUUUGUGUGCAACGAACCAUUUCACGUAAACGGAGAUAUCAAGUUCGACGGGUCAAUCAGUGAACACUAUGAGAUUGUCAAAUGGAAAGGAUAUGAAAUUACUCCGAGUUGAGGCAUUCUAUAAAUAAAUAUUACAUAUAAACGCACGUUAUAAUACAGAGCGUGUUUGGUGCGCGUAAUCGUACGUUGUGUUCAUUGUGUUUAAAAUUUAUUUCCUUAUAAUAACGGGUGUAAAACAGGCAUUCAAAGUGUCGUCCUGCACAGCAUUAAUGUUCUGCUUCUCAAGCCCGUUCGGUCGCCGAGACCGGAGCCAAUUUGAGGCACCGGCAUCGGCGACCGAUACGACGGGGACUGGAGACGCACCCACAGCGGUCAUCAUGGUAGAAAGUGCAACGACCAACAGUGGUGACACAAAGGGCGACGAAUCUGCCCAAGAAAGUGUGGGGGCGGAUGGACGGAAAGAAGUUCGGUGGAAGAAAGGAAAAAAGAACAGUCAGCCUAUCUCCGAUAGUAGCAGGAACUGUGAUGACGUAAGCACAAGUUCAAAUAGUAGUUCAAAUAACUCUAGAAGCAAUAGUUGCAACAAAGACAAUGUUACUAGUGCUCCAUCAGCAGCAGCUACCGUGACUUUAGUAGUGAACAACACAGAACCAGACGUGAUUCCCGAAACACAUCGCUCCUAUCAAAGCAACAACAGUAAGAACACAAAUCACCAUAACAGCCAAUUAUCUAUUAGUGGUUCUACGUCUAGUGCAUCAGACAACACGUCGACAAUGGCACCACCAUCAUCAUCAACGUCAUCGGCAUCAUCUACACGCCAGAGUUCGGUGGAAUCAUCGUCUAGCAGCAGUAGCAGUAAUUGUGACAGUAGCUCUGCUUCAUCGGACAGUGUUAUACCCUCACCCGUGUCUCCGACGGUAGUGACCACAAUAGCACCAGUGCAACAAACAACUUUACCAACUUCUCUACUGCACACUACUUCAUUACCAAUAUAUCUCGGUAGUGGAGGGACAUUAUCCACUCUCGGUCCAGGUCCCAGGUUCAAAACUUUACUUGAAGGCGAUAUUCAAGUGUGUUACUUGAACCAUACACGCACCGUCGUCAGUAAAAUUCUGAGUUCCAAGUUCCUGAGGCGGUGGGAAUCUCAUCACAUCUACCUCAACGAUUCCUGUAUCUCCUCUAAAACACCUACCGGUUUCAUGUACAUGUCGGUCCCGUAUUCCUUCAUGGAGGAGGUGUAUGUGGUUGCUCGCUGGGACGUCGGCUACAAGUUCUGUAUCCGCAUCGUCGUCUCGGACGGCUCUCUGCUACUGCAGGCAAACAACGCAUACACGCGCGACCAGUGGUUCCACUCCAUUAUCUGGAAGAAAAACAUAUUCAAGUACCGCAACAUUCUAAAGCGGUCGACGAGACCAGAAGUAAUACUCAAAGAACUGAAGGGCCUUGUGGAUUUUGCUACGACAACACCGCUUCAAGAUGAAUGCGUAACACAUGUUCCUAUCGAGAUUGUCUCAGAGCUUCUAGUCGAGGAGGACCUAUGGUCCAGUCGGGCCAGCAGUGAGGAGCUUAUCAGCAUCAUUGCACCUUUGUUGGACAACAAUCCUCCCACCCCAGAGAUGUGCCAUUUCUUCUCCAGACACUGUGUUUCACAUCCACGGUCCCCCAUUGUGGCUGACAAGCUGACUCCUAUAGCACAUCGAAUCCUCAAACACAAUGUAGACUUCAGCAAGUCACAACACAUGCGACAUUUUGUGCAAGAUUACAUUCGGGCUCUUUAUUCUCAAAAUGCAGGAGAAGUUGUCAUUCAGAAAUUUGUCUCGAGUGUCCAUGGUCCUGGGAGUGGAUGCCCUCACCCCCGUGUUCUACCAAAUCUUGUGGCUGUGUGCCUAGCUGCCAUCUUUUCUAAUUUUGAGGAGCGGCGUAUGUUAGCAAGACUGAACGAAACACCCAACUCAGAGAAGGACUUGGGUGAAGGAACAGAGGAAACAAUCCAUGAAAAAGAACUUCAGUGUUAUGUUACUGUGUUCCUAUAUGCCUCUGAAUAUGAUGACUGGAGACCUGUACUGGCACAGCUUCUACAGCCUAUCCCAUUUCCUAGUGAUGCCCUGGCUCAUGAACCAUUCAUCAGGAGAUUCAGACCUGUGAUGGAACGUAUUGGAACUGAUGCAAGAUGCUCAUCGCACCAGAUGGUGCAGGCUGUCCGCAAAGGAAAAGAAGGCUGGUUCCAUGUCUAUUGUCCAUCGAGUCCUGUCUGUACUGAUGAUGGGCAAACCUGGGGUCAUAUGCUGAAGACCCUGCUGCACUGUUGUUGCCGCUGCAAGUGGUUCCUAUCACAACUGAUGAAGAAACAGCUUGGGGCCUGUCUAUUGCUUGCUCUGCGGGACCAUUCAGCUGCCCAGGAGGCACUGUGCCUUAUGCUGGAGUGGGAACUUAUCGAGCAAGAGGACCAGAAAAUGCAACUCGUGUCCACACUCCAGAGCACAGCCUCAGGUCGGGAUAAUUAUGCAGCUCUCUGUCAGCGACAGCUGCAUCUUCGUGAGCUGCAGCAAAAAGGAGGACCUCGAAAGCUGACAUUACCAAGCCGAUCAACUGAUGCUGACAUAGCUCGGCUAUUGAGCUGUGGUUCGUUCGGCAACCUUGAGGUCCUUAGCCUUGCUUUCACACAUGUGACAAGUGCAUGUGCUGAGCAGCUCAUAAAGCUGCCAUCCCUCAAGUAUCUGAAUCUGUGGGCUACACAGUUUGGUGAUGCUGGACUGUUGAUGAUUUCUGAGCAUUUGCACAAACUACAAGUCCUGAACCUAUGUGAAACCCCAGUCUCUGAUAAAGGAAUUGCAGCUCUGUCCUCCAUGACAAACCUACGUAAGUUAAACUUGAACAGUACCAGGUUAUCAGCACAAACGUUCGAGAUUCUAAAGCAGAAGUUACCAGCACUACAGGAAUUUGAUGUCCGCUAUACAGAAGCAUGGUAAGGUUCAAGACUGUGACUAACAAAGAAGAAGUCUGUGCUAUUAUUGCAACAAAUCUGUGUUCAGGAUUCUAGUGUAAGGUCAGGCAUUGAUAUAAGUUCAUGACAUUCACACGUCAUAUGUAUGUCUCAUCAUGUUGAUAUAGAAAAGGGCAGUCAGGAAAUAACUAUGAUACAGCAACACCCAUCAUCCAUGUCAUGAGGAAAAUGGUUCAUUAGAUAAAUUGCACAUGUGAUAAUAAAGUUUAAAAUUUGAAUAUUAACAAUAAUAGUAUAAAUGCAAUUGCUAGGUUACUCCUUCAUACCAAAUUUACAAGGGCACAUAUCUUUGUAUAGAUUAAAUUAUUUAUUCACUACAUAGGGAUUUUUGAACAUGAAUAAAAUUAUUGUGUAUAUUUGUCCAAAGGCAACGUCCAAACUGUGAAUCGUUUCAGAAUGCACAAAAUUCACUGAACAGUUGCCUAUUGCCUAUAUGAACUAUGUUUUCUGUUAUGAGGUUCAUUAAUCUAAAAAUUUAAUAUAUCAACAUAAAAUGUUACUCUUUGGUAGCACGUGUCAAUAAUCAGCAAAUCACAAAAUAAAAUAAUUUUAGAAUUGUAGGAUAAGUGUU
Messenger RNA from Cryptotermes secundus, 4586 nucleotides. Its product is annotated as C-Maf-inducing protein. NCBI's taxonomy places the organism in Eukaryota, Metazoa, Arthropoda, Insecta, Blattodea, Kalotermitidae. The coding region runs from base 1281 to 3980 and encodes 899 amino acids. The record is from RefSeq and is a predicted model, not a curated record. The transcript has 14 exons.